AGAAGAAGAAAAGAAUGGCAGUAGAGAGGAGAAACGGAUUCACGGUGCUGAAACAACUAAUCAAGAAGAUGCAAAAUCAUCUUCAUCUAUCGAGAAAGAUGGAUAUACUGCACAUGGGGUUCGAAUGCGAAGAAGUAGAAGGAACGGUGCCGUUUAAUCUGAAGGAAGGGCAUUUUGCUAUAGUGACGAAGAACGAUAAAGACGAGCCGAUUAGGUUUGUUCUGGAGCUUUGUGUGUUGAAAAAUCCCGGGUUUUUGAGGUUGUUGAAAAUGGCCGAAGAAGAAUACGGGUUCCAACAAGGCGGUGCUCUUGCCGUGCCAUGUCUGCCCGAGGAGUUGCUGAGGAUUUUGCAGGUCAAGAUCUUG
Erythranthe guttata (spotted monkey flower) is the source of this 365-nucleotide messenger RNA. RefSeq names its product protein SMALL AUXIN UP-REGULATED RNA 16. The record is from RefSeq and is a predicted model, not a curated record. NCBI's taxonomy places the organism in Eukaryota, Viridiplantae, Streptophyta, Magnoliopsida, Lamiales, Phrymaceae. Gene Ontology annotation, biological process: response to auxin.